Molecule: messenger RNA, 2272 nt
Organism: Ciona intestinalis (vase tunicate)
Lineage: Eukaryota; Metazoa; Chordata; Ascidiacea; Phlebobranchia; Cionidae
Source: RefSeq, a predicted model, not a curated record
UAUCUUUUGUAUCAUUACAGAUCGUUAGGUUUUAAAUAGAAUAGUAGACAUGAAUGCUGUUCGGGCACUUCUGGCCAUUUUGUUAUCUGUAGGAUGCAAUACAGUGUAUGGGUUUCAAGGGUUUCAUCGGGACGUCCUGAAUCUACCCAACGUCACCGAUUUUCAAGUGACGUCACAAGCUGUUCCUACGUCAUCACUUGCUUGGACAAGCGAUGACGUUAUCCAAUCUCCUCUAACGUCACUGACGAUGUGCGUUUGGGCGAAAUCUACGAAUCUAAAACAAACUGGAACGAUUGUAGCGUACACAAUAGACAACAGAGUGGAAUUCGCGCUUUUGGCUUUUAAGUCACCUUCGGCAAGUGACACUUCCAAUUAUGACGUAUAUCUCGUCGUUUCGGGUCGCCGCAUGUCGCGGUCAGUGCAGUUACGUAUGGAUGACGUCAGAUGGCAUCACGUGUGCGUGACGUGGGAGGCUGAAGGAAUAUUCCGUGCGUUUAUGGACCAGACCCUUAUUGAAGAAAUGAAUGAUCUGCCGGUUGCUGAGAUAUUACCUGGGGGACGAUUUUACUUUGGAACUACUUUAAAAACGAACAACACAAGCCAAGAAAAUGUCGUACCAUUUGUUGGGAAACUCACUGGCUUUUCACUGUGGAAUACUUCGCUCGAUUUCGCAGCGAUAAGGGCGCUCGGGGAUUGCAACGCGUUUAACGAGAAGCAACUUUUGGGUCGAGAUAUUCAAAACACGACCGCUGUAUUAACUACUGGUUCUCGGGCAAAUCUCAUCUACGAGUGGUCUCCAGUCGUGAUGACGUAUUCAUGGCCGGCAAGCUUCUACCCCAACGAAGACGUGUGUGGAAACGAAGUGACAGUCGACUGUGGCCAUCGUCACAUGCUGAUAUCACUGUCCAGUGCAAGACCAAUGUCGCUGGACAUUCCAAGGUCCGAACUUCACCUUGAUGACGUAGCCUGCGUGCCAACCGCAAGAGGGCGGGAAGGAGAACAUUACGUGUUCGAGCUGAGAGAUUUUGCGUCGUGUGGGACAACUAGGACGGUGUCGGACACGGAAGUAAUCUACACGAACCACGUGAGCAAUAUGAACAGAGAAGCAAGCGUCGUGUUUAUAGGAUACACUUACAGCUCUCAAAUUCGAUGUCACUACCCUAUUGACCUAACAGUGACAAUGCGACGUCUUUCUACAGGAGCAAAAGAAGGUCUUGUAGCGAGUGCAUCCAUGCGUAACCCAACGACCAAUCAGAGCGAUUUGGAAGCAAUGGUUGUUUUAUUCAAAGACGAAGCGUUUUCGAGAACUUUCGAGAAUACUCCGUUGCUACGACCACUUGACAGUAUAUACGUUGGCGUGGUCGUCAAGACCAACAAUCCAUCGCGAUCAACUAAUGACGUCAACGUUGUCGUGGAUACGUGCUGGGUGACGUCACACAGAUAUCGAAAAAAGAUUAUUUCCAAUAAUGGCUGCACCAUUAUGUACAACGGCGUAACAAUGCUGGACAAUGGACGGAAUUCACAAGCAAGAAUAAAGUUAUCAGCAGAAGUGUUUUCGUUUUCGUCGAAUUCUCUUUACAUUCAAUGUUCGGUCUAUCCUUGCAUCGGCCACGACUGCUCUCCAGAUUGCAGCAGUAACAGAACCGCUUCUUUUAACUUGCCCGGUCAAACGGUGACGUCACUGCUUCAUACGGUUGAGAAGAGAGCUGUCCAGAACACAGAAACUUCUCACUAUGAUCUCACAGUUGGUCCGGUAUAUUCGAAGGGAUUCUGGACUCAUAGGCUAGUGCAACAGAAUCAAGGUUUUCCGUCAAUAGCCCCACAAGAAGAUACAUUCUACAAGAACCCUGUCUUCUUGGCAACGAUCGCCACACUGUGCUGUCUCGCCGUGUUUUCACUGUUGCUCGCUAUCGCUCUCUUGCGGAAGCGUCGCCGCGCUUCUUUGGCAGGCAAUGACGAGAUUCCAGUACAAAUAACCCAACACAAAAGGCGCCAGAGCUCAGAAGGAUCAUCGAGUUCCAUAUCCUCAGUUUUAUCUAUAUCCAUGUCGUCUUUUGACAGCUUUUCGUCGUUCGAUUCAAUCGAAUUUUCCGCCUCACAUCACUGACGUAUACACUGAUGACGUCCCAAAAUAGAACAAUUAUGUUACGCUUUAAGCAUACUGCAACAAAACGAGUUGUAUUAUCAUUUUUUUAAUUUUUAAGUUCCGCUGUCUCUUUUAUUCUGUGGUUACCGCGUGUGUUUGUUAUAAAUUACAAAAUUAAAUUGUUGA